ACCCGCCUUUUACAAAUAAUACAAUUUCAAUCGAUUGGAAAACUUUUGAGUGUCAUAAAAUAUACCGUAAAGCAAUAAAGGCCUCAAAUUCUUGUUUUGAAUAUCUCUGUAAGAAACGGUACACCUAGUUGGAAAUAAAUUCACUGGGGAUUAAUGUUUGUUUUAUCGUCAGAUCUGUCAAAGCACGCAGUUAUCAAUAAUCGACAGAGCGGUACAAGUUGGACAUCACUGAGAUAUUUACCACCCUUACAUGAAAUAGAAAGAGAAUGGCAACCUUGCUUAGAACGAAUACCAGUUUAUCACUUUUCAGGAGCAGAGCUGUUGCAAGGCGGAUGGAACAAAUGGAAUUCUGCAGGGCAUUCAGAUAUGUUCUCAAAGUUAUCCGUAGCUACUGAACCCGACUGGUAUACACGGAGGCAGCAAGAUAUAUACAAUGCUGACAGGAAGUUCUGUGAGCACUGGUCAUAUGAUAGAUGGAGUAAGCCGAACAGCUUUACUGUUUUGUGUUUUCAACGUCUAGCUUCAGUGGAAAAUGCAACACUUCCACGUAUCCCUAGGAAGCAGAACGGGUAGAAUAUACAGUUAUUGAAAAUUUCUUAAGCUGCAAACAAACGAAGUUAACAUGAGAAUGGGCCAAGAAAUUACUGACGUAAAAUAUACUAACGAUUCAUAUAAUAGGUGGUAUCUCUCACAGUCUAUGCAACACAUUUCAUUUUCAUUCAACAGUGAAACAAUAAAUAUUGCCCGAAGGGGUUGAUUUAUGUUCAUACUUACAUUAUGAAUAUAUUCAAAUUCAGCCAGUUCUAUUCUAAAAUGACAUGAAAUAAUUUAUUUGUCAUGUAUAUAUGAAGAAUUUAAUCAGGAUAAAAAAAAUCAUGCUUCACACCGGCUAGUGAAACACGUUUAGUUCAUCUACAGUUACAGGUUUCAGCAAUUCAAAAGUUUUCUUAGUGAUUCGCUUGACAAUCUCUCCC
Molecule: messenger RNA, 974 nt
Organism: Heterobilharzia americana
Lineage: Eukaryota; Metazoa; Platyhelminthes; Trematoda; Strigeidida; Schistosomatidae
Source: the annotation of a GenBank genome assembly